AUGUCUCCAACGGCACUGAAGAAUGUGGACGCGGUUGAGAUUGUCGACAUCCACCGGGAUGACCUAGACUUCUCUCUCGUGGAUGACCUAUACAAAGGCCUGAAUCCUGCCGAGGGUACACCACGUUCAUUUCCGACGCUCCUUCUCUACGACACCAAAGGACUAAAGAUAUUUGAAAAAAUCACCUAUCUGGAUGAAUACUACCUUACAAAUGCCGAGAUUGAGAUCUUGACGACACAUGCAAAGAGAAUCGUCGAGCGGAUACCGGAGAACGCACAGCUUGUAGAACUUGGUAGUGGGUCUGUUGUCCUUGCAACUCCAGAUCCGUGGACUUUGAUGGACUGCCCAAAUUUGCGCAAGAUCGAGAUUCUUCUGCGGGAGUGUGAACGGGUGGAAAAGCGGGUGGAUUACUAUGCAUUGGAUCUAUCACUUGUGGAACUACAGCGAACCUUUUCCGAGAUCUCACCAGAAGGUUUCACCUAUGUUGGGCUUCAUGGUUUACAUGGAACCUACGAUGAUGCUCUUUCGUGGCUGAAGAACCCGGAAAAUCGCACUAGACCAACAGUGGUAUUAUCUAUGGGGUCCUCCCUGGGUAAUUUUGAUCGCGCUGCAGCCGCGGAUUUCUUGAGCGGGUUUUCCAAAGCUUUGGGCCCCUCGGAUUUCCUGCUUAUUGGAUUGGAUGCCUGUAAGACUCCGGAGAAGGUUUAUAGAGCUUACAACGACUCCCAAGGUGUGACUCAUCAGUUCUAUGAGAACGGGCUGGCGCACGCCAAUUCCGUGCUGGGCUUCGAGGCAUUCAAGCCCAGUGAAUGGGAAAUAAUCACUGGCUACGAUGAGAAGAAUGGUCGACAUCAAGCCUUCUACUCGCCCACAGUUGAUGUGACUAUCAAUAAUAUUAAGAUCCCGAAAGGAGAGAAGCUUAUUUUCGAGGAGGCCUAUAAAUAUGGCACUGAUGAGCGUGAGGAACUCUGCCGCAACGCAGGAUUGAUAUCGCAGGUUGUGUUUGGGAACUCAACAGAUGACUAUCAUAUUCACCUGCUUUCACCAGCUUCCUUGAAUAUUCCAUUGCAGCCCUCUCAAUACGCAACUCAUACAGUACCGACACUGGAAGACUUCCAGUCAUUAUGGACGGUGUGGGACGUUGUGACCAAGACAAUGAUUCCCCGGGAGGAACUCCUUUCGAAGCCUAUCAAGCUCCGCAAUGCUCUCAUCUUUUACCUGGGCCAUAUUCCUACAUUCUUCGAUAUCCACUUGACUCGAGCUUUGCGUGGAAAGCCCACCGAUCCGAAAUACUAUAAGCAGAUCUUUGAGCGUGGCAUUGAUCCCGAUGUUGAGAAUCCAGAGCAGUGUCACGCUCACAGUGAGAUCCCAGACGAGUGGCCACCUCUUGACGAGAUACUGGAUUACUCGGAGCGGGUACGAAACAGAGCACGAUCCAUUAUUGAGGAAGGAUCCGCCAAUCAGGACCGUUGCCUCGCCGAAGCUCUCUGGAUUGGCUUUGAGCACGAGGCAAUGCACCUUGAGACCUUCCUAUACAUGCUAAUUCAAAGUGAAAAGACACUUCCUCCUACUGGCGUGGAUCUUCCAGACUUUGUGAAGCUGGCUCAUUAUGCGAAGGAAAACGAAAAGCAAAAUAAGUGGUUCCGGAUCCCCCAGCAAUCAUUCACGAUCGGCUUGGAUGAUUCCGACGACCAAGCUCUGCCUAAAGAUUCUUUUGGAUGGGAUAACGAGAAGCCUCAAAGAUCGGUCCAUGUACAUGCGUUCGAAGCCCAGGCUCGGCCAGUCACCAAUGGAGAGUAUGCCAAGUAUCUGCAAGCGAACCGUCUGAGAGAAAUACCAGCUUCAUGGACACUCGUUCACUCCGACCAGGAUUAUCCAACCUCAAAGGGAAUCAACGAGUCAAGUCCUAGUGCGACUCACGACUUUGUGCACAACUUUGCUGUUCGAACUGUUUUUGGUCAGGUGUCUUUGAAUCUCGCACAAGAUUGGCCAGUCAUCGCUUCAUAUGACGAACUGGCAAGCUAUGCUCAAUGGGUGGGGUGCAGAAUUCCCACUUACGAAGAGGUCCGUAGCAUAUAUUUGUACGCUGAUCAACUUCGAGGGAUAGAUGGGCACACGACUGCCAAUGGUCACAGUAGUGGUGUUAAUGGCACUCAUAAUGGAGUCAAUGGCACAUCCAACGGAGUCAAACAUAUGACAAAUGGGUCAACGAAGACUUCGCCUGAUAUGCCAGUAUUCCGUGCACUCAUUGGCUGCACUGUCGGUUUUCAGAACUGGCACCCUGUUCCCGUAACUCCAAACGGUGACAAGCUCGCCGGACAGGGUGAUCUGGGCGGCGUUUGGGAAUGGACCAGCACACCUCUUACUGCACACAAGGGAUUCAAAGCCAUGGAGAUUUAUCCCGGUUACACAUCGGACUUUUUCGAUGGGAAGCAUAACAUCAUUCAAGGUGGUUCGUGGGCAACUAUGCCCCGGAUUGCGGGACGGACUACAUUUGUGAAUUGGUACCAACACAACUACUUGUACGCCUGGGCAGGAGCGCGGUUGGUGCGUGAUGCGCCUAUGUAG
Penicillium daleae is the source of this 2568-nucleotide messenger RNA. Its product is annotated as DUF323 domain protein. The record is from RefSeq and is a predicted model, not a curated record. NCBI's taxonomy places the organism in Eukaryota, Fungi, Ascomycota, Eurotiomycetes, Eurotiales, Aspergillaceae. The transcript is spliced from 7 exons. The coding region runs from base 1 to 2568 and encodes 855 amino acids.